This is a messenger RNA of Darwinula stevensoni, 1136 nucleotides long. NCBI's taxonomy places the organism in Eukaryota, Metazoa, Arthropoda, Ostracoda, Podocopida, Darwinulidae. The record is from the annotation of a GenBank genome assembly.
AUGAGCUGGGACUCCAUGCCAGAAACGUACCGGAUCGACGGCGCGUUCGGGCCGGGGAGUCAGGGGUCGCAGCCGCGGCCGAAACGGGUGCGGACCUCCUUCAAGCAUCAUCAGCUGAGGACGAUGAAGUCCUAUUUCGCCAUCAACCACAACCCGGAUGCCAAGGACCUGAAGCAAUUGUCGCAGAAGACGGGUCUCUCCAAGCGCGUCCUUCAGGUGUGGUUCCAGAAUGCCCGUGCCAAGUGGAGGCGGACGGUGCUCCGACAACAAGGUGGAGCCGGGCCGGAAAGGGCCGAGGAAUCCGGAGCUCUCGCCGACCUGGGCCUGGGCCCGGUCGGACUCGACAGCGGGGCCAGCAUGGACGGUGGACUCAUUUCCAGUGGCGAUGACGGAACACCUCAACCCACGCCCAUUACGGCUCACGAACAAAGUCCCACGCUCUAUGCUGACCUUCCUUGAAGGACUCGCCUUGGAUCAAAGAAAAAAAAAAGAAAAAAAAAGAAAGAGAAAUCACAAGAGGAGGAAUAGAAAGGAAGGAAAAAAGACCAGUGCAGAGACUGAAUGGGGACACGGACUGGUCCGCAGCCAAUGUUCCCGCAAGCACCGACCUCGCCUCCAGCCAACCGGUUAUCAUAAAUCAUAAUUAUGAAUUUCCAGAGUUGAUGAUACGCUCGAAUAGAAAUACGCUGAAGUUGUGAUACCAGAAAGAUUAUGUAUGCUCUCUCUUCUGUUUUCCUGACCUCGUCUUCGUCGUGAAAUGUGCAAGCAUGUGAAGAUAUUCCGGCUCUCGGCAGUGAUUUUCGUUUCCCCCGAUUCAUUGAUUCCAUCGACACACUUAUUCGUGUUUGUUCUAUUCAGACUUCAAUGUCCGUUUCAGAGUAAUUUUAUGAAACUGUACACUUCAUGAGGUCCUGACUGAUUUCUUGCUUGUACAUAAGUGGAGAAUCAAAGGCCUGAUCAGUGUUUCGAUGAGAAAUCGGUGACAUAUCCGCUCGUACUUCAAAAGGAUGGACUUUAUUGCCCCCUCAUUGCCCCCCCCCCCUCAUUUUUUCUUUCUUCAUCUGAAAUUUUUCCUCGCGAGAGAGAAGCAAACGACGCUGAGUCUUCGCCUCCGAAUCUGGAUCCCGCUGUCCCCG